AUGGCGACUGACGACGCGUCAGUGGUGACGAAUGGGCCUAAUGGGACCUUUAGAGACAAGGAUCCCCCGCCGAGUUUUGAUGGAUCCAAUCCAGACUUGUUGAGGCGCUAUCUUAGGGACUUGGAGCUGUGGAAGUGGGAGACGGACAUUCCGAAGUUGAAGCACGCGGUGAAGGUGCUCAAGCAAUUGUCCGGCAGCGCACGGGCAGCAGCUGAUGAGGUGUCAGUUGCGAAGCUGCAGUCCGAAGAAGGUGUGGAUGAGAUUGUCCAGAAGCUCAAGGAGCAUUUCCAGCCUCACCUUGAGUCUGCGAUGCCGAAGGCAUUCGAGAGGGCGGUGUAUGGAGAGGCGAGAAGACAGAAAGAGACUAUGCAAGACUACAUCAUUAGGAUGGACAAGAAUUUCAAGGAGCUGGCGGAGGACCAGGUAGUCACUUGGACGGCUGGUCAGUAUGGCCGUGAGGUCAUAGUCAAGGCGCUCAGAAAGCUGGAGAAGGUUCACAAGGACCGUGGUGGAAAGACGUUUCUUGCAGAAGAGGGAGCUGCGAGUGAGGCGGCAGAUGUGUUUGCCACCAUGGAGCAAGAAAGUGACCACGAGAUCGAGAACUAUGUCUACGUCAAUGAGGGCGACAUGGAUCAGAUCUUCAAUGAGGAGGAUUUGAAGGCGAUCAGAGAUCAAAAGACGAGCAGAGGCUGGUCAAAGGGACGUGGAAAGGGAUUUCUUGGUGGAAAGAUAUCAGUUGGUGGCAGCAGCAACAAAGGAGGACUUCAGUUCAACCAGGGCAGUCGAGUUCACAUUGAAAGUUUGAAGCUUCGCACAAGAUGUGCGAGGUGUGGAGUUGUUGUGCAUUGGGCUCGUGAAUGUAGCAGUCCGCCUGACGACUAUGCUAGGAGCCGAUCUUCUGCGGCGACAUCCACGGGGAAAAGCAGCGCUCCAUCAAGUCUGUCGGGAAGAUCGGGCUUUGUUCAUGUGUCCACCAUCUCUGAAGAAAACCCUGAAUCAUUUGCUAUGUCAUCACAGGUAUUUCAGUCCAGCUCUUUUUGCGGGGUGACAACUCAUGGUGCAUUUGGUUUGGUGGACACUGCAGCACAGUCGGGUCUCAUUGGGGAAGAUGCUUUGGGGAAAUUGGAGAAAGAGUUGGCAGCAUGUGGUUUGAAGGUGAAAAGAACCAAUCGUAAAGCUCAGGCACGUGGUGUAGGAGGAGAGGCAAAGGUCAGAGAGGUGAUAGAGAUUCCACUUGGACUUGGAGGUGUAAACGGAGUGCUAGAAGCUACAGUGGUUGCUGAAGAUGUUCCUCUUCUUAUUCCAGUGCGUUUGUUGAGGGGUCUGAGGGCGGUGAUUGAUUUUUCCACUGAAACAGUUUUGUUCCGAAAGCAUGGAACUCAUACAACCAUGUCUAUCUUGCCAUCGGGACAUGCAUCGGUCAGCAUCACUGAGUUUGCCAACGGUGAGUGGGACAUUCCAAGAGAGGCACAGGUCAGAGGUAUGUGUCGAGAAGACUUUGUGAUCGACAAGGACAAUCAUGAUCUCCAGGACGAAGACUCUCUGGGGACCCCAAGUCAGACCCCUCAACAACGUCGAGCCUGUGCGGGAUGGCAUGCACUGAUGCUGAAGGUGCUCGAGUUGAUCAUGCGUUUCCAAGAGGAGAGCAUGCGCGAGGCAAGAAGGGCCAUGAGCAUGGGGCAGGCAUGGCAAAGAGGUGGAUUGCCCUCUGGAUCAUUGCCUCAUGUGGGAUCAAUGCCGAAGGCACCUCCGUUGCCGGUCUUACGAGAGCCUUUGAACAAACAGGACGAGUUGGAGUACAAGCGGAUUCAUGGAGUACCACCGAGAGUUCCUGCAAGUGUGUGCGUGCAUCCCAAAGAGAGCCUGGUGGGUGCAGCGAACGAAUACCAAAAGGAGGUGUGGUGCCAGGAGUGUCAUGCUCGAUGGAAGGUGGAAACCAAUCCAGCUCCAGCAAGUCUCCGAGCGGUUCCCAAAUCUUUGACAAUGAUCCCAGGAACCCCAUCCAGUGCAUUGGGAACGGCAUCUCCCGCGUCAUCCACAACGACCAAGAUGACGGAGGUAAGCCUGAAGUGUCAGUGUGGUCUCCCAGCAACUCGUCUAAGAGUCAAGAAGGAAGGGCCCACGAAGGGUCGGCACUUCUUCAAGUGCCCCAACCACAUCUGCAACUACUUCGCGUGGGAUCCAAUGGAGAUGGAACAACUGAAGGGAGCGACGGUCAAGGACCCCGAGGUGAGCCCAGAGAUGAACAAAAUGAUGGAAGAAAUGGAGAGGGAGGACUCAGUCCUGAUGAUGCAGCAGGCUCUACACGAAGGUGCAAGGAACAUGGUGGGCACAGUGGUGGAGCAAGCGGAGGCCAGGCAUCAGGAAGUGAUGGAGUCACGACAACUUCAACACCAGUCUCAGAUCGAACAGAUGCACAGCCAGCUCAUUUGGCUCACAGCGUUGGCAAGAGAAUCCAGGGUCGAGGAGGUGAUGAGCGAUCCGGUGAAGAGCCAAGAGGUGAUGAAGCAGGCAGUGGAGUUGAGGGAGAAGUUGAUGGCUCAAGGCACGACGGAGGGGAGCAUGCAAAGUCAAGGACCUAUGCCAGAAUCUCUCCAUCUCAAGGCCAACCUGGACAUCGCUGCGGGGACUCGAGAGCUAGGCCGAGGAGUUGAGAGCCAAAAGGAAGGCCAACCUGGACAUCGCUGCGGGGACUCGAGAGGAGCGAGGACCCGGGCUGCGUCUCCAGAGCCAGGCCAAGGUGAAUCAACUCCAGAAGGAGAAAAAGGCCAACCUGGACAUCGCUGCAGGGACCCGGGAGGAGCGGGGACCUGGACGGCGUCUCCAGAGCCAGGCCAGAAGGAAACAGGGGCAAAUGGCCGACCUGGACAUCGCUGCGGGGACUCGGGAGGAGCGAGGACCCGGGCUGCGUCUCCAGUGUUGGAGCCUUCGUCAAAGCCCUGGAAGCAGUGGAUGAGAGAUCUCAACAACGAGGAGGCUGAGGAGAUGAUCAAAGACGCCCCCUGGGCAGUGAAGAUAGGAGCACGGAAAGCUUGGAACACAGCAGUCAAGAUGCAACUUGAGGAGGAAAGUCAAGAACCGAGCACUCGGUUAGUGCAUCCAGUCUUUUGGAUGAAGGAAGGAGGAAAUCAAGAACAGGAAGCCAUUUUGGCAGUGGAGGAGCCAGGUGGGGAGGACAUUUUUGAGGAAAUUUGGGGAACCAUGAAGAAAGGGUUGAGAAAGAGAAUUCAAAGAAACAUGAGAAACCUCACCGUCAGUGAGGUUUACUCCGAACCAAGGGUUGCAGCCAAAGCACAGAAGAUGGGCUUGCAGCAGGGAUCCAGUUUUGACUUGAAGACGGGCUACGACUUCACAAAGCCCGCAGAUCGAAACAGUUGUUUUCGGAAGAUAGUUCAAGAAGACCCUGAGCUCUUGGUUGUAUGUCCCCCAUGUGGACCAUUUUCAUGCCUUCAGAACCUCAAUUAUAGCAAGAUGGAGCAGUCAAGGGCGAUUGCACUACUUGGAGAGGGUCUGGAACAUCUCAGCUUCGCCAUGAAGCUGUACGAGUGGCAGGUCCGCAGGGGAAGAUGGGCAAUCUUUGAACACCCUGCAAAUUCGAGAGGAUGGAAGGAACCAUGUGUAGAACGAGUGCUUGCUUUGGAUGGAGUUGAGAGAGUCAGAGGCGAUCAAUGCCAAUACGGUCUUCAGGUUGGACCUGAUGGAGGGCCAAGCAAGAAGCCUACGGACUUCAUGGUAAAUGGCAAACAUAUGGCGAAGCGCCUAUCUAUGAGGUGCCAAGGAGGGCACACACAUGUUCCUCUGAUGAAUGGAAGGGCAAAACAAGCGGAAAGAUAUCCUGAGAAGCUGUGCGAAGCCAUGGUGAGAGGAUUCAAAGAGGAUGUUCGCGAAGGAUGCUCAAGCGUGUAUGCCUUUGACUUGGAGGAUGCAUUAGACCAGGAGGUCACGAGGCAUGAUGAAGAACAGGAUGAUCAAUCACCAGAAGUUUUGCGAGGAUCUGGUGGAGAUGAUGAGGUGGAAAGUGAGGAAGAAGUGGAGGAGGGUCUUCCUAGAAGAGUCACUGAGAGCGACAAACGGAAGAUCAGGCGACUCCACAACAACCUGGGGCAUCCAAGUGCCCAAAGCUUCAUGAGAGCCUUGAGAGUGGCACGUGCUCGACCAGAGGUGGUGAAGUUCGUCAAAGAGGAGUUUCGAUAUGAUAUCUGUGAGGCACACGUUCAACCCAAAGCAGCAAGACCUUCAAUUUUGCCGCGGCAUUUUGCUCCAGGGAAGGUCAUUGGGGUAGAUGUGGUGUUCAUGCCAAGCAACAAUCCCAGACAUACCAUCCCAGUACUCAACGUGACCGAUUGGGCCACGUGCUAUCAGGCAUUGGAGCCCUUAGAGGGAAGGUUGUCAGAAACCAUUUGGAAGGGUUUCAUGAGGAGCUGGGUCAGAACGUUUGGCAUGCCAGAGAUGGUCGUUUGCGACCAAGGUCGCGAGUUUAUGAACUCUUUCUGCCGGAGAGUCGACGAGUCCGGAGCCAUAAUCCGGACCAUAGGGGCCAGAAGCCCUUGGCAGCAAGGACGCACCGAGCGGCAUGGAGGUCUAGCAAAGGGGAUGCUGAAGAAGGUGGUCGAGCAGAUUGGGCCAUCGAACUAUGAUGAAUGGGUGACAUGUGUCUAUGAAGUGGAGAGUGCAAAGAACAGGAUGUUCAACCGGAGCGGAUACUCACCUGCCCAGAGGCAGAUUGGAAUGAAUGUGAGGAUCCCAGGCAGCAUGGCCAGUGACGAUCCAUUUGAUGCAGUGUCCCAAAGAUCUACGGCCAGUGCAGAUAUCCAGAGGCUGUUGAGCAUAAGAGAAGCCGCCCAGGAGGCAUUUGUGAAGCAUGCCACCCAAGAAAGCAUCAAGAGAGCAUCCAGAGCAAGGCCCAGAGUUGUGCGAGAUUUUUCCGCCGGAGAAGCGGUGUUUGUCUACAGAAAGCCACUUCCACGAAAAGGAGGAGGUCCAACUGGAAGAACAGCUACAUGGUGUGGACCUGGAACAGUGGUAAUGCAAGAGGGCCCAAACCUUUGGAUUGCGAUGCGAGGAGAGAUGUGGAAGUGUGCCAAAGAACAAGUGCGAAGUGCAACCCCAGAAGAAAAUGAGGCAUAUGGCUUACUAAAGGAUGAGUUCAAAGAGCUGCAGGCUGAACUUGGAAGAAAGGGGAGCAAGCGAGCUUUCAAAGACAUAUCCAAUUGGGAUGAAGAAGGAAAGAACAUUGCAAGCCCACACUCACGAGCGGUGGCAGCACCACAGCCGCCAGAAGAAGUGAUGAGGAGGGCAGCUCAGUCAGUGAUGAGAAAUGAGAGGUUAGAUGGAACACCCUUACAGGGAUAUCAUCCAACUCGAAACAAGUUGGAAAACAUCAGGUUUGCUCCAUAUGACAGUUCCUUGUGGAGCGUGACGGAAGAAGAGACAGAUGAUUUAGAAAAGAACGAUGAGUGGCAGUUCCCAGACGGAAGUCAGAGGCUGAGAGAAGCAAAUUGGAGGAAACAGAAGGAGGAGCCAGGACCUAGAAGGUUUUGGACAGGUUUCACAGAAUUCAAAAUCAAGAACAAAGUUUCUUCAACCCGCAUAGUGGAAGCUUUAGCUGCGGGAAAAGGAAGUGAUGAAGUCAAAGAGUGCGACAUCAAGCCAGAGGAAUGGCCUCUAUGGAAGGUAGCUGAUGGUGAGGAGUGGACAAAGGUGGAGGCAUCGGGCGCAGUCAAAGCGUUGGAGAUUGAGGAGUCACAUGAGAUAGAGGGUCAAUUGAAGGAGGCUGGAAGCAGCAACCGCAUCCUUCCCUCUACAAUGGUCAGGCGAUGGAAACCAGCAGAACUUCCAGGGGAGCCACCUACGAUGAAAUCACGAUGGUGCAUUCGUGGAGAUAGAGAUCCCGAUCUCCUGUCACUAGACCGUUACUCACCCACUGUGACCACAGUAGUGAUCUCCAUUGUGCUCCAAACGGCAAGCUCAAGAAAGUUCAGGUGUGCCAUAGGAGACCUGAAGAAUGCCUUCAUGCAGUCGGAGCCCUUGGUCCGUCCUCAAGGAAGACUUUAUUGCCGGCAACCUCGAGGUGGCUUGCCCGGCAUGUCUCCCAGCCAAUUGAUCGAAAUAUUGGCUGGAGCGUAUGGCUUGGGAGAUGCUCCUCUACAUUGGAGGAAGUCCUUACUCAAAGUUUUGGAACAGAUUGGAUACCGCCAGUCAAGCAUGGACCCAUGCACCUUCAGACUUUUCUCUGAAGGUCGGCUCAGAGGAAUCAUAGUGGUGGAGGUGGAUGAUCUCCUGACACUAGGAGAUGAACUGCACUUUUCAAAGAUGGAAGAACUGCAAAAGAGGUUUAAGUUUGGCAAGUUCAAGUUCGUGGACGAGGAAGAGAAAGGAGUUUCAUUCAAUGGUAGAAGGCUCAGCCAGACUUCUGAUGGAACAUACCUGAUUGACAUGCAGAAGUUCAUCGAAGAACGUCUUCGAGAAGUUCCAUUGAAGGUUGGAAGGGCAUCAAGAAAAGAAGAUGAUGCCAACGAGGAAGGGAGAGCUGAGGCCAGAGCAGUGGUAGGAGCACUUACAUGGGCUGCCAAGGAGGGCAGACCUGAUUGCGCUGCAGCAGCAAGCCUCAUUGCAGGCACCCUGAAUCAUAUGAAGAUUCAGGACAUCUUGGAUCUGAAUAAAGCAGUGAGGGAGGCCAAGAAAGAUUCCACCAUGUGCCUUCGAAUUCAACCGAUACCACCCGAGAAGAUGAUGUGGGGAGUGGUGACCGACGCUUCAUAUGCAAAUGCAAAAGGGAGCACGUCACAAGGAGCUUUUGGCGUGAUUUGUGCAGAGGAAAAGGUGCUGAAUCAAGGUGAAGGAAAGAUGGCUUGGAGCGUCACAGUCUACAAAGACUUGAUCACAGAGAACUUUGAUUUGAAAGAGUGGCAGCAAGCUUUGAAGGACCAACGGGUGAUGGCGUUGGCAAAGACGAACGCAGAAGAGACUCUUAAGAAGAGCCUAUGUGUGGUGGACGCGAAAUCACUGUUUGACCAUCUUGUGAAAGAAACGGUGGGAUGCACAGAUGACAAGAGAACUGCAAUAGGGAUGCAAGUGAUCCGCCAGUCAAUGCAAGAAACAGGAGCGGUGAUCAAAUGGAUCCCACAUCCUCGCAUGUUUAUGGACUGUCUGACAAAAAGGUCAGGAAACCGAAGUCCGCUGAUUCAGCUUUUGGACACCGGUGUUUUCAGUUUGCAUGACAAUGAGGCCAACAAAGAUUAUUGGGAAUCUGUGAGUUGUGGAGACCAUUGCUUUCAUGUGCACUUACCAAUUGACCUCAUGUCAGGCAGAUCUGAACUCUAA
This is a messenger RNA of Cladocopium goreaui, 7323 nucleotides long. The record is from the annotation of a GenBank genome assembly. NCBI's taxonomy places the organism in Eukaryota, Dinophyceae, Suessiales, Symbiodiniaceae.